CCUGUUGAGUGUGUAUAUAUGUAGUAGCUAUAUAUAUGUUUAUACUGUUUAUUCUCCUCAGCACCCGACCAAGUUCAACCUCGCAGUGCGGACGUCAUUUAGUUUUUUAUGUCAACCAAUCAGGGCACAGAAGGCGGGGCUAAAUAGCAUGAAGCUAGGUUGACUCAUUAAGGGUGAGGUGAGGUGCAAACGUGGAUUGUAAGCAUCAUGACUUUUUUAAAUCAACUGCAGGGAUUAGUCACACUUGCCAUGACGGAAGGGGAAGCAGAAAACUUUCGUGGAAGCCCGGCGGGUGACGCGGCCACCCGGCGCGUGGAAUACGAAACGCCAAACCGCGUCGGGAAAGCGUCGGUUUGACAUCGCUGUGGUCCUAGCCUCUAUGUAACACCUGCUUCAACGCCAUUUAACAACAUACUACAAAUGACUAUGGCCUAUUCUCAGAUUCGGCUCACAUAAAGUAGCGUUUAGCCACCAAAGACAUGGAGGUGCACGAAGGGGAGAGACUGUGUGGGAAAUGGAGGUUUUCCUGUGGUUUGUACAGUUACAGCUGGAGGGAUGUGUUCACAUGGCGUCUGCUGAAGACCAUCCUCAUGGGGCAGGUCUUGUCCCUGCUGAUCUGUGGGACAGCAGUGAGCUGUGAGUGCCUGGUCAAGGCCGGGGUGGAGACGCCCAUGCUGCAGAGCUUCUUCAACUACGCCCUGCUGCUCCUCGUCUACACGACCACCCUCUGCACCCGCAAAGGUGACAGGAACAUCUUGCAAAUUUUAAGAACCAAGUGGUGGAAGUAUUUGCUGAUGGCUGUGGCAGAUGUCGAGGCAAACUACGCGGUGGUGAAGGCUUACCAGUUCACCACCCUGACGAGUAUACAGCUGCUGGACUGCUUUGUGAUCCCCGUGCUGAUGGUGCUUUCCUGGUUCCUGCUGAAGACUCGCUACAGGCUGGUCCACUUUGUCGCCGUGGCGGUAUGCUUGCUGGGGGUGGGCGCCAUGGUGGGAGCCGACAUCGUUGCAGAGAGACACCAGGGCUCCACCAAUGACGUGGUGCUGGGAGACGGCCUGGUCCUGCUCAGCGCCGUCCUCUAUGCGGUGUCCAAUGUGGGCCAAGAGCACACGGUGAAGAACUUGAGCCGGGUCGAGUUCCUGGGCAUGAUGGGCCUCUUCGGGACCCUCAUCAGCGGCAUACAGCUGGCCGCCCUGGAAACCCGCGCCGUGGCGGCCAUAAAAUGGAACCUUCCCAUCGCCGUGCUGUUUGCGGUCUACGCCCUGUGCAUGUACGCGCUCUACAGCUUCAUGCCCGUGGUGGUGAAGGUGACCAGCGCCACGGUGGUCAACCUCUCCCUGCUCACCGCCGACCUCUUCAGCCUCUUCUGUGGCCUCUACUUCUUCGACUACACGUUUUCCACGCUGUACAUCGUCUCGUUUCUCGUCAUCACCGUGGGUUUCGUCAUGUUCAACGCCGCUCCCACCUACUCCGCUCUGCCGCAGUCCGGCUCUGGCGAAGGCGAGGACGAGGACGACGGCGCCGGACCCGCCGAGGUGGCCGCCGACCUCGCGGCCGAGAGCGCCUCGGACCCCCGGAUGUCCGCGGGCGGAGACGCUCCGGGGGCCGAGACGCCGCGGGCUGCGUUGUGACAGGACUACGGGGUGUGGUGUACCGGUUGGACACGUUUUCAGCUCAGCCGCCACGUUACCUUAUUUUAAGGAAUUUGAAAGCGAUCUCAAAGUUGUAUUCUUGUUGCCUAUGGUGCAGUUACCAUUUUUAUUUGAUAAGCUCCCAAACUGUAGAUUGCAAAGGUUUUUUUGGGAUGAAAAGCAUGUUGACGUGCAGAGGUUUCACUUUUUUACAAUUAAAUAGAUUUUCAUUUAAAAAAACUGGGUUGUCAUCCUUUUCCAAUGACUUUGACUUUGGAUGACUGUUUGGUUGUUGUGAUAAUUACCUGUAAUGUAUGUGUUUUUAAUGCCUCUGGUCACAGUUGGGUUGCCUCAAUACAUCCGUCUUGUUCUCUUAAACACUAUUUGUCAGGAACAUCUUGAGGGAAUUUCUUCAAAAAUCAAAUGCAGAAUAGAAUGCAACGAUUUGGAGAAAAAUUGAUGUGAACUACAAAGCAAAAAGAGUGACAUGUUUUCCUUUCAUCUCAGUCACUUAUUUAUUUCAAAGUGAACUAUUCUGGACACUCAUGACACAUUCCUCCCCUUUACAGUUUUAUAAAUUUCAGUUUCAUAUUACUGAACUAAUCGAUUAGCUAAUUUAACUAAACGGGACAUGAGGUCAAAUUGGUUUCCAAGAAACUGACAUUCAUUUUAUGUAACAAUGUAAUGAGUUUCUGGCUUAGUUUAGUAUGAUGCUGUGGUAACUUGAAGGAAAGUUCAUGAUUCUCUGAAAUGGAUAAAUCCACUUUAAAUGAAAUGAAUUAAGGCUGUUGCACUGCCCCCAAGUGGCCAGAAAAAGUUGUUGCAAUUUAAAGUGGUAGAGGGACACGGGUAUGAAUGGCCUAUAAAUGCUGCUCUGACCCCUGUAGCAAUUUGCCAGAGGUCACAGGUCACUGA
This is a messenger RNA of Pungitius pungitius (ninespine stickleback), 2546 nucleotides long. It is a transcript of the gene slc35f2, whose product is annotated as solute carrier family 35 member F2. The record is from RefSeq and is a predicted model, not a curated record. Gene Ontology annotation, cellular component: membrane. Bases 480 to 1631 code for a protein of 383 amino acids. Gene Ontology annotation, molecular function: transmembrane transporter activity. Gene Ontology annotation, biological process: transmembrane transport. Lineage: Eukaryota; Metazoa; Chordata; Actinopteri; Perciformes; Gasterosteidae. The transcript has 10 exons.